This is a messenger RNA of Bemisia tabaci, 2463 nucleotides long. Its product is annotated as SH3 domain-containing protein Dlish. Gene Ontology annotation, molecular function: protein binding. NCBI's taxonomy places the organism in Eukaryota, Metazoa, Arthropoda, Insecta, Hemiptera, Aleyrodidae. The record is from RefSeq and is a predicted model, not a curated record.
GCUUAGAGGAGGAAUAAACUUGAGCAGACUAAUUGUAGGUUAUGAGUUCUUGUGAUUAUUAACAGCAGAUACGGACUUAUCACUUCAUAAGGCAUAAGAUUCGCCCCGGCCGGCCGGCGAGCGGUCAGCUAAAACUGCACCGAUAGAGGGUUCUGAAGCAAGCGUCUGAUUGGUCGAUUCAAACCGGGCACGAGGAGGGAUUUGUUACCAUUACUCAAAUGUUCCGAGACCUAACCUCGCUCAUUACAAGCGGCUCUAGUUUAUUGCAAACCUCGCGCGACGGUGGUGAGCUUGCGCUCUACCUGCGUACAAAUCCCCGAGUUCAAUCCGUGUUUUCUGAAAGUUUCCCAGUUUUCUGCUCCGAAUUUUGAUUCACCAUUUUCAGUCUUAGUGUUAUCUCUAUCCUUACUAAAUUUAGUCUUCCUUGAAAAUUUUAAAUUCAUGAUUAUCAGUUAUAAAAUUUAUACUCGGGUUUUUUCAGUGCCCUCUUUACAGUUUUAAUUAUGCAGAGACGAAUCUUCGACCGAAUUUUAAUCGAAUGGGUGGCGUGAUUUGCUCUACAGUUUAAUCGAAUUUUCCUAGGAAGGCCUUUGUGUCUGGAUGAAUCAUUCAUUGACCUGGCGGAUCGAAGAUGGGCCAUUACUAAAAAGUAAAAAAUGGGAGAUGAUGAGCAUGGGUAGAUGGGUCUUAAGCCUUCUUCCUUGGAUCGAGCGAAGACUACCCAAAACUGGGUCCUUAAAGACCGAACACAUUCGGAUAAGACUUCAAUCAAAGUUCGUUCAAAUGACAGAAAUAUAGAGAGGUCGAACAUCAGGAAGUUCCCGGACUGGACCAACUCAGAACUGACCGACUCGGGGACCCCAAGAAGACGCGAGAGGAGGCAGAGACACGGCCAGAGGCGUCAUCUCCAUUCGAGAAAUUCUAAAAGCUCCAGUUCUCAUCAUUCUGAGAAAGUUCGAUUUGGGUAUCAGAUCAUCGACAUCGAUGCUUUCCUUGCCAAGGCAUCUCUGAGUAAUCCUGGGAAUAUACCUGUGGUAUUAUCUUCUCCUUGUGUACUUUAUCAAACAAGAUUUGGUGGUUAUCAGGAUGAAAUCCCACUGCCACUAGGCAUGGUUGUAAAUGCAGUCUUCAAGAAUCAGAACUGGCUGUACGUGCAAACACCUCACAGUGAAGAAGGCUACAUUCCCUACAAUACGUGCCUGCCGUUGGGCAUACUGCCACCACCCAGCUCCAAGACGUCUCCAUGCUGGGAGACACACACAGAUAUUUUUCCUCGGCCAACUGGAAAUAAAACGGACUAUGAAAAGCUGAGAGUAGGAUCUAAGUCCGAGUGUGGUGACAGUUUAGGUAGAUACUACAACUUUCGACAGCCAGUCUUAAACUGCGGAGAGCACAGUAUUGACAGGCUUUACUUAAAAGCUACCUCACAUCCAAAAGAUAAGGGAUUCUGUCAAACUCUGUUGGUCAUAAGUGAUGAUUUUCAAAGUGAUGAUCAUAACACUUUGGCAGUUAAUAAAAAUGAUGUUGUUGUUCUAAUAAACAGGCAUAUGAAUAACUGGUUUUGGGUACGGAAUAAGCUUGGUCAAGAGGGCUUGAUACCUAGCCACAUAGCGGGUGAUGGAUAUUUAUGAAUGGAUGAAUAUUUAUUGUAUUUUUGUUGGGUUGAUUGUAGAAACUCUCAAAGAAAUAUGAUUAAUAUUAAAAUACUCAGAAAGGGGGUAUCUCAGAUUAGUCUAGUCCUAUUGGCUAAGAAUAAAAAUUUGAAGUUAAGAUAAAAGGUUGUUUCCUUUGAUGAAUAUAAAAUAGCUUGUGAAAAAUAGCAUUUUCAGCUAUAUUUUAGAACUGAAUGUUCACGGAUAAGAAAUGCAAGGCAUGUUGCGUUUUUAGUUUAAGAAAAAGCUAAGUCAAUAAUUUCAGAUCUUUCAAAAGUAAACUAAUUAUGAAAUACAGCUUGACUCAUUCUCUAUUAACUGUAGUCUUAUUUCCAAGAUCUUGGGUCUUAAAAUUCAACAGUGGGAUUGUAAAAAUGCAAAUCUCGAUUGCAAGGUUUCAAAAUUUCCUCUCUUAUUUAAUUACUUGAAAAAAAACAAAGCUGAGGUCAUGACUUGACAUUUUCACAUAUUAUUUUUAACAAAGAGAAGGAACAUUAUCAACGAUUUCAAGAAAUGAUAUCAAGGAAUUUCCUCUUGAGAAAAUGAAGUAUGACAGGAAGAGUGCGGAGCCAAAAAUCGAGCUACCAUUUUCUGCAGUUUCACUGUCUAAUUAUUAAAGCAUCAUCAGGGGUUUUUGCUUUGUAGGCAAGGUUGCAACCCGUGAUUUGUUUUACUGAAAUGUUUUCAAUAUUAUUUUGCUUGUCUUUCCUUUAAAAAUUAAAUGUAAUAACUUUUUCUGAACUUUACACCAAUAAAACCAAUUAUUACAUGAAGAAGAGAUGAAUAAUGAGUUUAUCUCACCAGUCUAUGC